UGACUAAAACUAGUUUCCUUAGAAGUGCUGAAAAAUGCAGUCUUUGCAGUCGAUCAGUGACACGAGGUUACGGCGGUUCUCACAAACAUCAGAAACUAGUGAGGAUAUGCUGCUGGCCUCAUUAUAUUCAUAUUUUUGUACAGUAUAUGACACAUAGAGGUACAAAGGUUUUUUGUGCUGUACAUCUGAUGUGAGUGAAGAGGAAUGAGGAAGCAGACGCUGUGGCUUUCCACAUCAGAUCUACUGAUGAUCCGAAUGCGCUUCACAUCUUCUAGAGGACCUCCGAACCGGAGCAGAAUGGAAGAUCAGGCUCUGAAGAUGUCAUAGUGCAGGUGUCCAGGUGUUCUUCUGACAGGUCAAGAUGCCCCGACUGGAAGAGGUCGCGAAUGUCGUGCUCAGGGUGCCCAGUGUCCUGGUGCUGGACAUGCUGUACAAGUGUGACAUCGACAGCUUCACGGAUCAUCUCACAGCCAGGACUGAAGACAUGCUCUUCAAGUACAAAUAUGUCAUCUGGAACAUAUAUUACCUGGGUCAUGUGGUCAGUGUUGUGGUACUGCUGCUGCCGCUCGGACACAUUAUCCAGCUCUACCUGCAUGUUCUCUGUGCCCUGCUGCUCUACAUGGCUCAUCAGAUCGUCAGAGAUUAUGUGAGAGGUGAAGCUCAGUAUGGGUAUGAUGGUGCGCUCUUUCUGGACUCUCCAGCGCUGAACCGUUUCGUGACGGCACUCACCAGUCAGAUAAUAAUCAGUACGCUGUGUGCGUUCCUCAUGCGGACUCGACGUCUGUGGCUGUUCUCGGCACACUUGCUCCCUCUUCUGGCACGUGUGUUUUCUGUCCCGCUGGACUGGCUCCUCACGCUCUCCUCAGUGUCCAUGAUGAUCACAGUGGCCGAGGUGGCCGUCUUCCUCCUCGUCAACCUCUUUGUGCCGUACAGGCUGGCCAGAGCCACUUACAGAGAAAUCAUGGAAAUCGAGGUGACGGAGUUAUACAGACUGAUGGCCGUCGGCGUGUCUCUCUGGCAUGGCUUCGCUGUGCCCGUGUUGUUUAGUGUCUUCUGGUUUGUGCUGUUCGGAGUGCAACUUAUCACCAAUUUUGGCACUACCGCCCAGCAGGGGCCGCUGCUCUACCUCCUGACCAGUGUAUCCGAAUGCUGUGCUAGCCCGUACUCCCUGCUCGGCCUGACGUUUGUGGUGUCUUAUACGGCUCUGGGACUCCUGAGUCUCUGUAAGUUCUACCUCGGAGGAUUCAACGCUCUCCAGAACCAUAAUGUCAUGCACAGGGGUGUGACCGAGGGCGUGACCCUGCUGCUGCUCGCCCUGCAGACCGGGCUGUUGGACAUGGCCGCUCUACAGCGCUGCUUUCUGCUCUUCAUCAUCCUCUUCAUCGUUCUCACAUCUACUUUACAGAGCAUGAGUGAGAUCACAGAGCCGGUCGUGUUGGGGCUCGGAGCCAGUAGAAACAGGUGUGUGUGGAAACACUUGCGUGGUUUAUCCAUGUGUGGGUUUCUGCUGCUCUUUCCGGGAUUCAUGGCCUAUAAGAUCUCCCAGUUCUUCAACAUGGACUUCUGGCUGCUGAUCUUGGUGUCCAGCUGUAUGCUCACCUCCCUGCAGGUGACCGGCACCCUGCUGAUCUACAGCCUGUUCAUGGUGGAGGUGUGGCGCGGCGCGGCCCUGCCCGGUCUGGACGAGAUCGUUUACUACGUGAACGGAGUGUGUCGAGUGCUGGAGUUCGCGGUGGCCGUGUGUGUGGUGGCGUACGGAGCGUGGGAGUCGCUGUGGGGCGAGUGGAGCUGGAUGGGAGCGUCGGUCAUCAUCAUCCACUCCUACUGCAACGUGUGGCUACGUGCCCAGGCCGGCUGGAGGAGCUUCCUGCUUAGACAGGAAGCCGCUCGCAAAAUCAACGUAUUGCCACGGGCCAGUGCAGAGCAGCUGCGGGAUCACAAUGAUGUCUGUGCCAUCUGCUUCCAGGACAUGACAUCAGCGGUAAUAACAUACUGUGGUCAUUUCUUCCAUGGCAACUGUUUGAGAAAGUGGCUUUAUGUGCAAGAGACUUGCCCCAUGUGCCACGCCUCCAUCAAACCCUCCUCCAAUCCGACGGCACACCCAAACCCACCUCCGUCAGAGCAACACCCGCGUCCUGAGUCCCAUGAGGAGGAGGAGGAGGAGGAGGAGCAGGGAUCACAGGGAGAUGAUGAUGUUUGCCCUCCAGAGUCUGACAGGAAAUACUCCCAGAGUCCCCAACGGUUGCACUGCGGUGCGAAUGGUGAUUCCCAAAGCGUGGACAAUCCUGCUCCGAGCUGCUCCUCAGAGGGGGAUUCGCAGGAGCUUCGGGAAGCAGACUGAAACAUAAGCUCAGCCGGAGAAACACGGAACCGAGAAACUGCCACGGCAAGAAGACAGACUGACAGUGGCGGAAAUCGUCUUCAGUGGGAGA
Megalobrama amblycephala (Wuchang bream) is the source of this 2432-nucleotide messenger RNA. Its product is annotated as RING finger protein 145. Gene Ontology annotation, molecular function: zinc ion binding; ubiquitin protein ligase activity. Bases 362 to 2341 code for a protein of 659 amino acids. The transcript has 11 exons. Lineage: Eukaryota; Metazoa; Chordata; Actinopteri; Cypriniformes; Xenocyprididae. The record is from RefSeq and is a predicted model, not a curated record. Gene Ontology annotation, cellular component: endomembrane system; endoplasmic reticulum.